This is a messenger RNA of Castor canadensis (American beaver), 1118 nucleotides long. The record is from RefSeq and is a predicted model, not a curated record. NCBI's taxonomy places the organism in Eukaryota, Metazoa, Chordata, Mammalia, Rodentia, Castoridae.
CAGUCACACCGUGUAUUUGACUUAAACCCUCUUUUCAAGUGGAGGCAGGGGUUGGAUAGGCUGAUUCUCUUUGUGUCGUCUCUCCUGGAUCCUUCUACAGGAAAGGUCACUGAAUCACCUGGGAGAAGGUAUCAGGACCCCACGCGGCUGCGCUCCCUGUCCGUCCACUUCGGCUCCUGGAGGAAUCACGCAGCGUUAACAAGUCCCGCGGAUGUUCAUCCUCCAGACACACGGGGGCGAAACAGCGCAGCAGCUGCCGAAAAGGCGGCGGGGUGGCUCUCUUGCCGUCGGGAGGUCUACGUACUCACGCACUCCAACCCGGAAGUGCGGCGUCACGUGGCGCGCUCUAGCCGCUGCCUUGGAAACGCGGAGCGCGGUCUCCCGGCCAGGCUGCACUGGGGCAGGACUUCGGGCCUGGGGCGACACUCGCUUGGGGACACGAUGCUGUGCGCCCGAAGGCUGGGCAGCCUCGGAGCCGGGGUAGCGGCUCUGCGGCCGGGGCGAGCAGGCCGGUGCAGCCACGGAGCCCGGGGUCGGGCCCGAGGAGUCAGCACCAGCUGGUCCCCGGUGGGCGCCGCCUUCAACGUCAAGCCCCAGGGCCACCGCCUGGACCUGUUCGGCGAGCGCGGGGGUCUUUUUGGAGUUCCUGAACUCUGUGCCCCUGAAGGAUUUCGCAUUGCUCAAGAAGAAGCCUUGAGAAAGACAGAACAGCUGGUGGAGCGUGUGUGUUCCAUCCCCCCAGGGAUGCAGACAGUGCUCAUCUUUGAUGAGCUCUCUGAUGCGUUGUGCAGAGUGGCCGACCUGGCUGAUUUUGUGAAAAUCGCACACCCUGAGCCCUCCUUCAGAAUGGCUGCUGAAGAAGCCUGUAGAAGUAUUGGCACCAUGGUAGAAAAGUUGAACACAAAUGUGGAAUUAUAUCAGAGCCUGCAGAAAUUGCUAGCUGAUAAGAAACUUGUGGAAUCCCUGGAUGCGGAAACCAGGUACUCAUGGCUCCUUGUGACUGUGGUUCUAGGGUGAGGCUGGGAGUCUUUGCCUCUAGCCCCCCUGGGCCUGCACUGUUCUCCCUGGGUAUCUGCAGGACUCCUGCUCUGACAUAUUGUCUUCUCUGCACACCAGGU